AUUAUGAAGAAAUUGGUGGUCAUGUGAUGCUUACGCUCCUCCCCUGAACUGCAGUUGUCACAGUCACAGGAAAAACCACAGACAAACCUGAGAAAACCCCCAGGUGGUCGUAAGCUUCUCACUGAUCCCCAGGCUUCUGUAGAUUACUAGCUCUUGCAUCUCCUCAAGGAAUCCAACUGGACAACCCAAGCCAAUCUGAAUCUGCCCACUGGACCCAGCUCUCCUCGAAAUGGCUGACCCGUCUGAGGUGCUGUACACGGUGUUUGAGGUGCUGAUUGCUGUGUUGUGUUGCCUAGGCAAUGCCCUCGUCAUCUGGGCAGUGUGGGUGAGCAUGCCGCGGCGAGAACCCACCUCCUGCUUCGUGUUGUCACUGGCACUGGCCGACUUUCUGGUGGGUGCAGUCAGCGUGCCCAUGUCGUUGUUCGUGGACGGACGUGUCCAUACCUCCUUCCAAGGCUGCCUGGUAGCCUGCUGCAUGGUGAUGGCGCUUCCUUACAGCUCCGUACUGGCACUUUUGGCCAUCGCCUCUGAUCGCUUCUUACGAGUCUGCAUUCCCUUCAGGUACAAGACCCUGAUGACGACUCGACGUUCCGUGGGAGCAGUGCUGCUGUGCUGGCUGCUGGCCGGCAUGCUCAGCAUCACCCCCAUGCUGCCCUGGUCACACAAGGCCUUCAGAGCGAAGGCGCCUGUUAACUCCACUGACAUAGUGUGCCGCUUCACUGAUGUCAUCCCCCAGGCCUACCUCAUGUACUUCAACUUCUUCGGUAUCAUUCUGCUGCCCCUGCUGGCAAUGGUGAUCCUUUACAGUGGCGUGUUCUACAUUCUUAGACGACGCUUGCAGGACAGUUUGGCAAGGCACAUGGAGCAGCAGACCUACUACCUGAAAGAGCAGGCCCUUGCCAAGGUCCUGACGCUGGUGCUGCUGCUCUUCGUCGGUUGUUGGCUGCCCCUCAACGUGAUGAACAGCAUAACCUUCUUCAGGGGGCCUGACGCUGUUCCCAUAGAGCUUGUGUACACCGGCAUCUUCCUGACCCAUGCCCACUCGGCCAUUAAUCCCCUCCUCUAUGGCUUCCGGAUACGCCGAAUCCGGGUCACCUAUCUGCAGCUGUGGAACAGGGUUAUGUCCCAUCCCAGAGGAGGCCUAGAGCUCACCACCAGCACUCAUCCCAGUAACAUAUGAUUUUGCCAUCUCAGAAAAGAGAAAGGCGCUGUCUAUUUGCCAAAAGGGAGUGCAGUGGUUAAGUGUUCGGUUUCACUAUAUAUAAGCAAGACGCUUGACUGAAAUAGGAGGUAGCUUUCAGUUUGUCAUUAUCUGUGUCAUCUAAGCAUUAAAAAGUUACACGAACAAACCAUACUGUGCAAAAUAGCUUUUUUUCAAGAUGUUAUUUUCUUAGCAUUCUAACCAUCUAAUAGAUUCUUCUCUUUCUUUACUCAACCACUAGCUUAAUAUGUUUGGCUAAUCAGUAGCUCAUCAAGUUCUUUAAGUAAGUCAAUGAAAUAAGGGGGCUGAAAUCUAACAAAUACAUGCUUGGGGUGUCCGUGAGAAGAGGUCUGGGAACCAAAACUAUGUUCUUCCAGCCAUCCAACAAGUAACCUUUUGGAGAACAGAAAAGAUUCUUGUUAUUUUCAUUUUGUCUCUAUUGAUUUGUAUGUAUUACAAUAUUAAAUUGUAUUUUCUGAGCAAAUAUACAUUAAGAUAAACUGUGUAAAGCUAACUGUCAAGAACCUUUGCAGGGUUCUGAAUAUAUUGUCUGUAUCAAGACUGGCAGCUCAUAUUUUCAAAAUAAGCUUAUUACUCUAUAUAUUAGCCAUAAAAGAAUGCUUGUUUGUGAAAUAUUAUAUAUAAGCGUCAAUA
Molecule: messenger RNA, 1855 nt
Organism: Brienomyrus brachyistius
Lineage: Eukaryota; Metazoa; Chordata; Actinopteri; Osteoglossiformes; Mormyridae
Product: adenosine receptor A1-like
Exons: 2
Coding region: 230-1180 (316 amino acids)
Biological process (GO): G protein-coupled adenosine receptor signaling pathway
Cellular component (GO): dendrite; membrane; synapse
Molecular function (GO): G protein-coupled adenosine receptor activity
Source: RefSeq, a predicted model, not a curated record